GACAGGAGUCUAAUCGUGGGCCCCUUGAUCUUGACCUUGCCAGCUCCCUUGUCUGUGUCUGGUCUGUCGCUGUUCAUGGCCGAGGCCGAGUAUAUGACAUAUAUUCGGAAGUUCUCCGGACGGGAGACCGGCCGGAUCGGUCCGAAGGUGACCGAGACUGCUGAGGCCGAUCGCAUGACAUUUGCCGAGGCGAUCUUUGAUGGUCCUUCAUCUUGGUUUUGCCAAGUGGGCCUUGGUGUAGUUGGGCUGGGCCAUUUUCCUGUUGGGCUGGAUACCCCCAUUCCCGGCUUUGCCAUCGAUUCUGCUCAAAAUCUCCGCUUAAUCGCCGCCGCCGUCGCAGCACCGCCUGAAGUGACCUGCCCCGACGCCGAGGUCGGGGUGCAUGUGGCGUCCAUGCGCUACGGCCUUCGCUUCCCUCCUCACGAUCUGAUAGCCCAAUUUCUGAACUUCUACAAUCUUCUGCCGGGUCAGCUCAGUCCCCACUCCUAUUACUGUUUCUCAAUCUUCCUGAUUAAGUGCCACCAGAGGGGAGUCCCCUGGUCUUUGGAUUUGUUCCGUUAUAUGUUCAAAAUUUCCAAAGUGGGGGCCCUUGAAGGAAAUUCGUAUGCCGUCGUCUCUUCCCAGGCCGAGUGUGGCAUGGCCGUCUUUCCCUCAUCCUUGAAACUCUGGAAGGCCAAGUUCGUCUUUAUUUCUGGCUUUCCCGGGGACCGGCAUCCCUUCCACGCCAGGUUUCCCGAAUGUCAUACAUUCAUUCGCCAUCCUCGGCCUGCGGCCACUCCCGAGCUUCAAGCACACGCGCAAAAACUAUUGGAAGACUGUCGGCCUAAACCGCCUCACGUGUACACGGUGUGUACGGAGCAGAACUUAGCGGAGGUGGGGAUCCUUAUCUCCCUUGAGCGCCAAUUCGAGUUGUCCGAGGCCGUGCUUGGGAGUCGCCCUAAGCAUGGGCUUGAGGAGAGUGCCUCGAGGUCGGAAGAUAUAGAGUCGGGGGACAACGAAAGGGAAGAUGGCGGGGUGGCCGGAAACGAUGAAGAAUCAUGGCAGCCAUCCUGCUCCGAGGGGGUUGCUGGUACGAAGCCUUCUGGAGAUUUGUCCCUCCUAUCAAGGUUUUUCAUGUUGGAUGCCGAGUCUUUUAACUAUUGUUUUGUUUUGGCAGGGGAUAUGAAUCCGGUGGAAGUCAUUCGCAAUGCCAAACUGUUGGCUCGAAACCGAGGCCGAGGAGCAGAGGUUCAACAAGGAUCUCGACCCGUGGGCGCAACUGGUUCUGUUGCCUCGGCCCGGACUCAGGAAGAGGCUCCGGCCCGGAAUCAAAGAAAGAGGAAGCUCAUCCAGGUUGAGGACGAGGAAACCGCGUCCGAGCAGGAUGUGGUUCUGACCGAGAGUCCAACGGGCAAGCACCCAGGUUGUCUUCGAGGUGGAAAGAGUCCCACUUCCCUUGACAAGGCCGACGGGAAUGUGCAGGCUGAGGCCGAGGCUGCUUCCCUUUCCGCGACUCUCAAAGAUGAGGACGAGAUUCUUUCGUCCUUGCAGGGGCUUAUGGACAGUUUCCACAAACAGGUGUCGGCGAAACUGAGCCUGAUCACCGAACGUCGAGCCGGGGCCGAGUUCUCUUCUUCCGUGAACUUCCUGGCUUCGGUGGAAACGGAGUUGUCCCGCCUACGGAAGUUGGCGGAAACCGAGCGCGAACGAGCCGCCGUGCUUGAAAUGCAAACCGUGGCGAAGUCUGAGGAGGUGGUCCGGGUGCAGGGCCUCCUGAAAGAGUCGGAGGAAUCAGCCUCCCAAUUGACGGCUUCAAUGGCCGAGCUCGAGGGGCGACUGCGCCUGUCCGAGGGCCGAAUCUCCGAGCUGGGUGUUGAAUUGGCCGAAGCUGUCUCCGCGCAGCGGUCAACGGAAGUGGAGCGGGAUCAGCUUCUUGCCGAGAGGGAGCAAGUCGUUGCUGCCGAGAAGGAGCGCGCCGUCUCUGAUUUCCUUCAGUCCCCGUCCUUCAAAGAAACCUGCCUGGAAAGGAUGGCCGCCUUCUAUGAAAAUUGGCUCAAAACCGAGGCCGACACUGAGAAGAUGGCGGUGGAGGGGACGAAGUGGUUCGAGAGUGGAGUCCAUCAUGGGAUCAAUCUCGUCUUUCGCCGGACCAGGAGAGUAGAUUCGUCCUUCCCUCCGCCUGGGGUCGACAUUCCCGAGAUGCAUGAUCCCAACUUGAACGACGAGCUCGGGGAGAAUCCGGAUUACCUUGGGACGCCCGAGCACGAGGAUACGGGUGCAGAUAAGGAUGUCGGCGAAGAACCACCCUCAGAUGUUCGCCCUUAAUGUUUUCCUUGCAAUAUUUGAAAUCUUAUCCCUUGUUGUAAUGAAGAUUUGAUUACUGU
Cuscuta campestris is the source of this 2363-nucleotide messenger RNA. The record is from the annotation of a GenBank genome assembly. Lineage: Eukaryota; Viridiplantae; Streptophyta; Magnoliopsida; Solanales; Convolvulaceae.